AUGUUACCCGUCUUCGGGGAGGAGAUCGGAAAGACAGUUCGGACGGACGAAACUCGAAAAGACUUGAACGGCAAGUCUUCGACGAAUAGGGCCCAGGGCUGCUCGCGAACGGAGGCGAGGUGUUCGUGGCCAAGGGACACCGGCGAGGAGCUGUUGACGACGGGGAAAGCACGUGCCAAUCUGAGUUUUGUGGAAUUUGUGGUGACUCCCAACACUCCACUUGUUUUUGCCCAACGUUUCUAUAGGAUUCUCAAGUUGAAAAUUUUCAAGAGCCGCAACAAGUCUCAAAGUAAUUUGCCUCUUAGUAAUUUUAUGAGUGUUGGUAAAUUUGAAGUGCCGAAAAAUCUUGACUCGAGUGAUUUGGAUAAGUUGAAAUUUGUGCUGGAAUUGCCACUAUUGAUUGUUGAGAAUUUGAUCAAGGAUCAAGAACAA
Molecule: messenger RNA, 432 nt
Organism: Striga asiatica
Lineage: Eukaryota; Viridiplantae; Streptophyta; Magnoliopsida; Lamiales; Orobanchaceae
Source: the annotation of a GenBank genome assembly